Messenger RNA from Sclerotinia trifoliorum, 2244 nucleotides. The record is from the annotation of a GenBank genome assembly. NCBI's taxonomy places the organism in Eukaryota, Fungi, Ascomycota, Leotiomycetes, Helotiales, Sclerotiniaceae.
CGGAAGGUUCCGUCACAGGCAAAGCAACCCCAAAAUUAAUUUUCCCCAAUCCUCACCCCGCGUCUUCAAGCUGUGAAGCCCACUCCACAAAUGCAGCGAUGUCCAUUGAACCUGCUUAGGCUUCCCAGCACUCUAAGAUCGCAAUAUGCAUCGCAUUUUCUUCCUUUUUCCCUUUCUCGAACCUUCACCACUUCGGUGACUCGAUAUGCCAUCGCUAAGAAAGUCGUUGGGGAUCUAGAACGUCGCAUCCAAGCUAUACCCAUUGAACGAUUUCGGAACUUCUGCAUCGUAGCACAUGUAGAUCAUGGGAAAAGUACACUUAGUGACCGAUUACUCGAGUUGACGGGUACGAUUGAACCUGGCGGUGAUAAACAAAUUUUGGAUAAGCUGGAAGUAGAAAGGGCAAGAGGUAUUACUGUCAAGGCGCAAACAUGUAGUAUGUUAUGGAACCAUGAAGGGGAAGAUUAUCUGCUUCACUUGGUAGAUACGCCGGGCCAUGUGGACUUUAGAGCUGAGGUAUCGAGAUCAUAUGCUAGUUGUGGAGGGGCUCUACUACUAGUAGAUGCAAGUCAAGGAGUACAGGCUCAAACGGUUGCGAACUUCUAUUUGGCAUUUUCACAGGGGUUGACAUUGGUACCAGUGGUUAAUAAGGUGGAUCUACCAACAGCGGAUCCACCAAGAGCAUUGGAGCAGAUGGAAAGUACGUUUGAAUUGGCGCCUGAGAAUGCGGUUUUGGUCAGCGCGAAGACGGGGUUGAAUGUUCCAGCUAUUCUUCCAAAUGUCAUCAGACAAAUUCCAGCCCCGGUUGGCGACUAUACGAAGCCACUAAGGUUAUUGUUGGUAGAUUCAUGGUAUGAUAAUUACAAAGGAGUUAUCUUACUAGUCAGGAUUUUCGAUGGGACAAUCAAGGCUGGAGACCAAAUCGUGAGUUUUGCAACUGGAAUUAAGUAUUUCGUUGGUGAAGUAGGUAUUAUGUAUCCAGAUCAGACUCCACAAACUGUUUUGAGAGCUGGGCAGGUUGGAUAUAUCUACUUCAACCCUGGUAUGAAGAAAAGUCAGGAGGCCUUGAGUGGAGAUACAUUUACCACUGUCGGUUCAGAGCAUCUAGUAGAAGCAUAUCCUGGAUUCGAAGAGCCAAAGUCUAUGGUUUUUGUGGCAGCUUUCCCGGUCGAUCAGGGUGACUAUCAUCAUUUAGAAGACUCCAUCAAUCAAAUCGUACUCAACGACAGAAGCGUAACUCUGCAAAAGGAGUCUUCAGAAGCACUCGGUGCAGGAUGGCGUUUAGGAUUCCUUGGUACUCUACACUGCUCUGUAUUUGAAGACCGUUUACGUCAAGAACAUGGUGCAAGUAUCAUCAUUACACCACCCACCGUGCCUUUCAAAGUCAUUUGGCGCGAUGGCACAGAGUCAAUUAUUCAAAAUCCUGCUCUUUUUCCCGAACACGAAACCACUAAUCAACGUGUCCAAGAACUUCAAGAGCCUUAUGUCUCUGCUACCAUUACUCUUCCCGAAGAAUAUCUUGGUAAAGUAAUUGAACUCUGCGAGGCAAACCGCGGUGAACAAGUCGAUCUAACCUUCUUCACCGCCACCCAAGUCAUUCUCAAAUACGAUCUCCCCCUUGCACAACUCGUUGAUGAUUUCUUCGGAAAACUCAAAGGUGCAACCAAAGGCUACGCAAGUCUCGAUUACGAAGAUGCCGGAUUCCGCAGAAGUAGUAUCGUGAAACUACAACUUCUGGUCAACAAAGGACCAGUCGAUGCAGUGGCACGAGUAGUACACACAAGUCAAGUCGAAAAAAUUGGGAGACAAUGGGUAACGAAAUUCAAAGAACAUGUUGAUAGACAAAUGUUCGAGGUGAUUAUUCAAGCACAAGCGGGAAAGAGAAUCGUGGCGAGAGAAACCCUUAAACCCUUUAGAAAAGAUGUAUUGCAGAAGUUACACGCGAGUGAUAUUGGAAGAAGAAGAAAGUUAUUAGAUAGACAGAAAGAGGGAAGGAAGAAGUUGAAGGCCGUGGGCAAUAUCGCAAUUGAACAUGAAGCUUUCCAAAAGUUUUUAGCGAAGUAAGGGGAGGAGGUGUUGAGGAAGGAGGGAGAAGUUUAAUGAAUAUAUAUCAAUAUGUAUAUAUUAUAUAUGUACCAAAUACCACAAAGAUGUUGAACCAGACCUACAUCUUCAACGAUUUACUAUCAUUUGACUCUCUAUGUCCUCUCCUACCUGUCACCCGUCCACCCUCUAUCCCGCAAC